Harmonia axyridis is the source of this 5249-nucleotide messenger RNA. It is a transcript of the gene clu, whose product is annotated as clustered mitochondria protein homolog. The record is from RefSeq and is a predicted model, not a curated record. Gene Ontology annotation, biological process: intracellular distribution of mitochondria. Gene Ontology annotation, molecular function: mRNA binding; protein binding. The transcript has 20 exons. Lineage: Eukaryota; Metazoa; Arthropoda; Insecta; Coleoptera; Coccinellidae. Gene Ontology annotation, cellular component: cytoplasm. The coding region runs from base 209 to 4177 and encodes 1322 amino acids.
GAUCUAACCAAUAAGAAUUGUGUAAAGUAGAGGGGGAAGUACGAAGGGGGCUCUGUCUUUUACAGAGUUAUUUGAUAAAAGCACGUGCUAUUUUGAAUUAUUAUCCCCUGGGUAGUAAAAAGUUGGGAUAAAAUUCGAAAUCCAUACAAGUUUUUGGAAAUUCCGUGUAAUUUCAGUUCAUCAAAUCUAUUUCAGUGCAGUGGUUACGAUGGCUCAAGGUUCUUCCGAAAAUAAUGCGGCUAAAAAAACUGUGAACAUCAAAGAAAACGGAGUUAAAUCUUCAGAAAAAAAUGAGGAAAAUAUUGUUAAGAACAAUAAUGAGGAGCAACUGAAUAAUGAUAAAUUGAUUGAAAAUGGCCAAGAAAACAAAUUAGCCAAAGAUGUGGAAGAGAAGGAGAAAGAUGAAAGCGAGGAUAAGAACAAGGAAGAUGUUUUCAUACAAGAUAUUGGCUUCUCCGUGAAAAUUGUGGCCCCUGGUGCUGAACCUUUUGAUAUUCAGGUAUCUAGCAUGGAAUUGGUCCAAGAAAUUCAUCAAUUACUAAUGGAUCGUGAAGAUACUUGUCAUCGUACAUGCUUUUCAUUACAAGUUGAUGGAAAUACACUUGAUAAUUUUGCUGAAUUAAAAAAUAUAGAGGGUUUGAAGGAGAAUUCUAUAAUUAAAGUAGUAGAAGAACCAUAUACUAUGCGUGAGGCUCGUAUUCAUGUUCGACAUAUUAGAGAUUUGUUAAAAAGUCUUGGUCCAGCUGAUUCAUAUAAUGGAGUUGAGUGCUGUUCAUUAAGUUUUUUGAAUUCUGUUACUCAAGGAGAUAUCUUAGAAAAAAAGAGGACUCGCCCAGAAAGUGUUGACUGUACUCCUCCAGAUUACAUUCUUCCAGAUAAUAAAGAAAGACCACUAUCUCCUCUUCAGCCCCAACUGAAAGAUCAAAAGUCUCCACUGUGUGUGAAGGUUUUGACUACAUCUGCCUGGAAUCCUCCUCCUGGAAAUAGAAAAAUUCAUGGGGAUUUGAUGUAUCUCUAUGUCGUUACUUUAGAAGAUAAACACUACCAUAUAUCUGCUUGUUCAAGGGGAUUUUAUAUAAACCAAUCUACAGCAGAGGAGUUUAAUCCUAAGCCUGCUACCCCUAGUCAUUUGUGCCAUUCACUUAUUGAACUACUUAACCAAAUAUCACCCCAAUUCAAACGUAAUUUCUCAUUACUCCAAAAAAAACGUAGUCAAAGACAUCCCUUUGAGAGAGUUGCAACACCAUAUCAACUUUAUGCUUGGACUGCACCUCUUAUGGAGCAUACUGUAGACGCCAUCAGAGCUGAAGACACAUUUUCAUCAAAACUAGGAUAUGAAGAGCAUAUUCCUGGCCAGACGCGUGACUGGAAUGAGGAGCUUCAAACAACUAGAGAACUACCUCGUAAAACACUACCUGAACGUCUCUUAAGAGAAAGAGCAAUUUUCAAAGUUCACAGUGAUUUUGUUGCCGCAGCUACUAGAGGUGCUAUGGCUGUUAUAGAUGGGAAUGUGAUGGCCAUCAAUCCUGGUGAAGAGGCAAAGAUGCAAAUGUUCAUAUGGAACAACAUUUUCUUCUCCUUAGGAUUUGACGUCAGAGAUCAUUAUAAGGAUUUAGGAGGAGAUGCCGCAGCUUUUGUGGCGCCCAGAAAUGAUCUCCAAGGUGUCAGGGUUUACAGUGCAGUUGAUUUACCUGGACUCUAUACACUAGGAACUGUAGUAAUAGACUAUAGAGGAUAUCGAGUAACAGCACAGUCUAUCAUUCCGGGUAUUUUGGAGAGAGAACAAGAACAGUCUGUUGUAUACGGAUCCAUUGAUUUUGGUAAAACAGUUUUAUCUCAUCCCAAGUAUUUAGAUUUGCUCAAUAAAGCUGGUCAACAGUUGAAAAUUCUUCCACAUCAUGUUAUCAAUGAUAAAGGAGAAAUCGUUGAGUUAUGUUCAAGUGUUGAGUGCAAAGGUAUUAUCGGCAAUGAUGGACGUCAUUACAUUCUAGAUUUAUUGAGAACCUUUCCGCCAGAUGUAAAUUUUUUGAAACUUGAAAAUGAUGAACUUUCAAAAGAAGUUAAACUUCUCGGAUUUCCGAUUGAGCAUAAACACAAGCUCUGUUGCCUUCGUCAGGAAUUACUUGAAAGUUUCAUUGACUCUCGAUAUAUGAUGUUUAUCAAAUUCGCCGCCUACCAUCUGCAACAGUUAAAUCUAAGAAAGGCGGAAGAAAAACAGGAAAAAGACAAAGCAAUAGAAUCUGCCGCAGAAGAAGAUAAGGACGGAGUUGAUGAGAAUAAAAAAGAUGACACUAAGGAGAAAAAUAGUAAAUCCUUGAAGAAGGGCCAGAUAGAAGAGGAAGAGGCUAAAAAAAUAGUUGAGAGCGUAACAGGAACUAGUAAAAUUGAAUUGGAAGAAAGUACCAAGGACAUUGUUAAGACAGCAGCAGUUGCUGUUGGUUCUUUAAAAGAAACAGAAUUCGAUAUAAGAUUCAAUCCAGAUAUAUAUUCUGCUGGCAUCAGACAUUCUGACAGUUUGGAUCCCCCAAUUACGAAGCAGAGACAACUGGUUAAAGAUGCAGCUGAAUAUUUACUAACUGUACAAAUACCAACAUUUAUUAGAGAUUGCUUAGAUCAUUCUGCUGCUCCGAUGGAUGGUGCUACCUUGUCAGAAUCAAUGCAUACCAGAGGAAUUAACAUCAGAUAUCUUGGUAAAGUCACAAAUCUCUUGGGUAAAGUGAAACAGUUGGAAUACUUGUAUAGUAUAGCUGUUGGAGAACUAAUCUUGAGGUCUGUCAAGCACAUAUUCACAGUAUAUUUGCAGGGAUGUGAAAUGAUGAAUUUGUCUGUUGCUAUUGCUCACUUCUUGAAUUGUUUCCUGUAUUCUGGAGUUGUAUCAAAUCCAUUGCAAGGAAUUGACGAGUUUCAUGGACGUAACAACAAAAAACGCAACAAGCGUAGAGGCAAAUCUAAUCCUCUAUCUUGCAAUGAUAGCACUGAAUGGGCAAAUUUCACAUCGAAAAGUUUGUGGAAUCAGAUCAAGCAAGAAGUGAAAUCGUAUUAUGAUUUUGAUCUUGCUUGUUCCGAUAUUGAAAGUGCUUUGGAGCAGUAUUCUUUGCAGAAAAUCUCAUUAUUGAGAGGUUUUUGCAUUAAGACAGGUUUACAGAUCUUGCUGAAAGAUUAUAAUUUCGAAUCCAAAAACAAACCAAUCUUUUUCGAAGAAGAUAUCCAGAAUAUCUUCCCGAUUGUCAAGCAUAUUAAUCCAAAAGCAACAGAUGCUUACAAUUUUUAUACCACAGGUCAAAGUAAAAUUCAACAAGGCUACUUAAAAGACGGUUAUGAACUAAUCACAGAAGCCCUUAAUUUACUAAAUAAUGUCUAUGGAGCUAUGCAUCCUGAAAUCGCUCAAUGUUUGAGGAUGAUCGCAAGAUUGAAUUAUAUUAUGGGUGAACAUACAGAAGCGAUGGCUUAUCAGCAAAAGGCAGUUCUGAUGUCUGAAAGAGUAAAUGGCAUUGACCAUCCAUACACAAUUACCGAAUAUGCUCAUCUUGCCUUAUACUGUUUUGCAAAUAGCCAAAUAUCCACUGCCCUAAAACUUUUAUACAGAGCCAGAUAUCUUGCUAUAUUAGUAUGUGGUGAGAACCAUCCAGAAGUGGCCUUGUUAGAUAGCAAUAUAAGCCUAAUACUUCAUGCAGUUGGAGAAUAUGAACUAUCAUUACGUUUCUUAGAAAAGGCUUUGGCACUAAAUAUCAAAUAUUAUGGAGCCAAGUCCAUGAAAGUCGCUGUUAACUAUCAUUUAGUGGCUAGAACGCAGAGUUGUAUGGGUAACUUCAGAUCUGCACUCAACAAUGAAAAGGAAGCUUAUACAAUUUAUAAACAACAACUGGGUGAGAAUCAUGAAAAAACCAAAGAAUCUUCUGAAUGCUUGAAACACCUCACCCAACAAGCAGUGGUACUUCAGAAAAAAAUGAACGAAAUUUGCACUGGUAAAAAUGGAUCCUCGUUACCUCCUAUCCAAAUUCAACCCCCUUCUAUGGGAUCUGUUUUGGACAUGUUAAACGUGAUUAAUGGUAUUCUAUUUGUUCAAAUAAGCCACGAAGAUAUAGAACAUUUUAAAGCAGAAAUAGAAAAGAGACAACUAACAGAGGAAUCUGAAAAUCAACCUCAAUCCAAAUUAGGGACAGUUGAAAGUCGUUAGUUGUGGUAAUAUUUUUGAUCAUUAAUCAUGCUAGAACAAAUAUUUAGUUUGAAAUGGUAGAAUUUGCUCUUGGAAUUUUUGGCAGCGUGCAACCAUUGCGAUAAAUCUCGAAAAUUUGAAAUAAUUUUAUUGUUUCAAGGUAUACUAUAGUUGUUGAACAACAAAUUGUUGGUGACUGUUAUUAUUAUGUUAGGUGAAUUUAUUUUAAUUUUUGUCUGCUGUAAUGAAACUUAUUGACAGUGAAAAAUUGGUUGGAAGUUAAAAUCUUCUCAAUUGAUAGGUGGAGUGCUCAAACUUUAAUUGCUACUCUUAACUUUCCACAAUUAUUUUGGAUUUAGCUGAAAGAAUAAUUCUGCACUUAAUAAACUUUUUUCUUGAUUUUCUUCCUCAGACUAAUGUUCUGCUAUUGCAGUUCAAAAUUAUUACAUUUCAAUAAAAUGUAUUCCUUUUUGAAUAAUUUAAACGUCAAAGGUUGGCCUAAAAAUUUGACAUAAGAUGUUGAAACAAAUAUAUGUUUAUUGUUACUGGAAUUCUCCAUUUCCAGAAUGACUAGUUCAGAGAAAAUGAUUGGAAUUAUAUCUCUACAAGUUAUUAUAGUAACUAUGUACCUCACUUCAUUUAUUAAAAUAAACUAUCAUUAGUAUAAAUAGUUCAUAAUCUAAAAAUGCCUUCAUUGUCAAUUUUUUAAGAAAUUUUUGUUAUAGCUUUUGAUCCUUUUUUGUUAGAAGUUGGUACCUGCAAUUGUUAUUGGGUCACUGUAUCUUAUCUCAAAGUUGUUUUUCUUAUAGUGCAAUAUGAUGAUUGAACUCUUCUACAAAUUCUAGAGGGGGUUAACUACAAAAUACUGAAAACCCCUUUAUGCUUCUUUAAUGCCAAAGUUUAAAAAAUCAAUAUUUAUUAUUGAAACAUUUUUCAAGAAUCGCAAUUUCAUAUGAAUACUGAAGACACCUGUUUUCAGAAAUGGUGUACGUUGCUGAAUCAUUUUGUGAAAGAUUUUAAUGUCAUAUGUGACAUUGUUUUCUAUUAUUUUGUAAUCCUUAUUUUGUUAUUAAAUAAAACUGAUUACUCGUAA